AUGGUUAAAAGCUUUUUAUUAUCGAUUGGGAUUGCAUUUUUAAAUUGUUCGAAAGCGUUUUAUUUUUGUAUUUUUUUAAAAAAACUAAAUAUUGUUUUUAGUAAGGUUGGUAAGUGGUGUAGCUUUAUUGCUAAAGUUUUAAAUAAACCGUUAAUAUAUAUAUUUAUUUACCCCUUUCGAGCUAUAUAG
Messenger RNA from Gaeumannomyces tritici R3-111a-1, 189 nucleotides. RefSeq lists its product as hypothetical. The record is from RefSeq and is a predicted model, not a curated record. Bases 1 to 189 code for a protein of 62 amino acids. The transcript has 2 exons. NCBI's taxonomy places the organism in Eukaryota, Fungi, Ascomycota, Sordariomycetes, Magnaporthales, Magnaporthaceae.